This is a messenger RNA of Chelmon rostratus (copperband butterflyfish), 7262 nucleotides long. It is a transcript of the gene slc26a2, whose product is annotated as solute carrier family 26 member 2. The transcript is spliced from 5 exons. Gene Ontology annotation, biological process: transmembrane transport. Gene Ontology annotation, cellular component: membrane. The record is from RefSeq and is a predicted model, not a curated record. Gene Ontology annotation, molecular function: bicarbonate transmembrane transporter activity; oxalate transmembrane transporter activity; secondary active sulfate transmembrane transporter activity. NCBI's taxonomy places the organism in Eukaryota, Metazoa, Chordata, Actinopteri, Chaetodontiformes, Chaetodontidae. Bases 87 to 2270 code for a protein of 727 amino acids.
GGCGGAAUGACGGUCGACUGUCUGAACACAACUCAAGAUUAACAUCGUAAAGCGCCGCUGAUUCUGGCUCAGACAAGGGCUCGAUCAUGACUCAUGGCGAUGACUGCUGCACCCCGGCAGAAGAUGGAGACCAGAGCGACCAGCUGCAGCCUCUCAUUCUGGAAAGGGUGGAGAAGGAAAGGAGCAAAAACUGGCAAUCCCUCCUGUCACAUCGGCUCAAGAAACACUGUUCGUGCACCUCAAAGAAAGCUAAAUCCAAAAUACUGGGCUUCGUCCCGAUUCUCAAAUGGCUGCCUCGCUACCGGGUCAAGGAGUGGCUGCUGGGAGAUGUCAUGUCAGGACUGAUUGUUGGGAUCCUAUUGGUCCCCCAGUCCAUAGCCUACUCCUUAUUGGCCAGUCAGGACCCCAUAUAUGGCCUCUAUACAUCUUUCUUCUCUUCCCUAAUCUAUGCCCUCUUAGGCACUUCUAGACACAUCUCAGUGGGGAUCUUUGGGGUGCUCUGCCUGCUCGUGGGUCAGGUUGUAGAUCGAGAGUUAGCUUUGGCAGGAUACCUCACAGAAAGCAGCAGCAGCAUCAGCAGUAACAAUAGUGCCAUCCUACUGGCUGGACAGGGGAACGACAGUGUUGGGGUGGAAUGUGACAGAAGCUGCUAUGCAAUCACAGUGGGAGCUACCCUUACCUUUACUGCUGGAGUUUACCAGGUGCUAAUGGGCCUUUUCCAGGUGGGCUUCAUCUCCAUCUAUCUCUCAGACUCCCUUCUCAGUGGCUUCGCUACAGGAGCCUCCCUGACCAUCCUCACUUCACAGUUCAAAUACCUGCUGGGCCUGAAGAUCCCCAGGCCCCAGGGCUGGUUCACUCUGUUUAAGACCUGGUACAGCCUGCUAAGCAACCUGGGAAACACCAACAUUUGUGACCUGGUGACCAGUUUGGUGUCUUUGCUGAUACUGAUACCUACCAAGGAGCUCAACAAUCGCUUCAAAACCAAGCUAAAGGCUCCAAUUCCCUUUGAGCUCUUUGUGGUGAUAAUUGCAACACUGGCUUCUCACUUUGGCCACUUUAACACUGAGUAUGGGUCAGGCGUGGCUGGUGACAUCCCCACGGGCUUCCUCCCUCCCCAGCUGCCCAUGUGGUCACUGAUCCCCAACGUGGCCGUCGAUGCGUUCUCCAUUGCCAUCGUGGGAUUCGCCAUCACUGUCUCACUGUCAGAGAUGUUUGCCAAGAAGCACGGCUACACAGUGGACGCCAACCAGGAGAUGUACGCCAUUGGCUUCUGCAACAUCCUGCCGUCGUUCUUCCGCUGCUUCACCACCAGCGCUGCGCUGACUAAGACCCUCGUCAAGGAGUCCACAGGGUGCCAGACACAGAUAUCUGGGCUGGUCAGUGCUCUCAUCCUGCUGCUGGUCCUGCUCGUUAUCGCACCGCUCUUCUAUUCCCUUCAGAAAUGUGUAUUAGCCGUCAUCAUCGUGGUGAACCUCCGCGGAGCUUUACAAAAGUUCACUGACAUUCCCCGCAUGUGGCGUGUGAACCGUGUCGAUGCCACCAUCUGGAUUAUCACCAUGGCUACCUCAGCGCUGGUCAACACAGAGCUGGGUCUCUUUGUGGGGGUUUUGGUUUCAGCCCUCUGCGUCCUGGGCCGGACCCAGCGAGCCCAGGUCGUGGAGCUCGGCCGGGCUCCAAUAAGGGAGCAUUAUGAGGACCUGUCUUCUUACCACGGUCUUCAAACGCAUCCCGGACUGGCUGUUUUUAGAUAUGAGGCUCCCAUCUAUUACGCCAAUCAGAGCUUAUUCAAAAAAUCACUCUACAGGUGUGUAGGGCUUGAUCCUGUGAAGGAGAAAUCACGGCGUAUUAAGUUCAGAAAGAAGAACAAACAGCAGGGAGAGGCCGCAGGAGUCCCAAAUAUGAAGUCAGACGAGAUGGAGGCUGGAGGUAAAAAGGAUGAGGUUGAAGCCGCUGAGACUGUAAUCAGCACAAACUCUUCCCGUAGCUUACGCAGCUUGGUGAUCGACUGCAGCGCCAUCCUGUUUCUGGACACUGCUGGGGUGAAUGCUCUGAAAGAGGUCCGCAAAGAUUACGGAGAACUGGGGAUCAUGAUUGUCUUGGCCCAGUGUAGUGCCUCAGUUCUGGAUGAUCUGGAAAGAGGGGGAUACUACCCCGACUCAAAAGGAUGUGAUGGAGGAGAGAACGAGAUCAUAUUCUUCACCAUUGACGACGCCGUCCGCUACGUCCAAAGUCUCUCAGCUCCGAAUGGAGAUUAUGACAGCAAAUGCUAAAAAGAUAUCCAAAUAUCUACAUGUUUACAUCUCACAUUAUACAAAAGUCCAUUGUUGCCGAUGUGCCUUGUUAUACUACAGUGAUUCCUUGGAGUCCUUAAGUAAUUAUCCUGCAUCUAACAUUCAGAACUGCUGCUGAAUUCUUUAUUUAAUACUAUUUCAGCAUGUUAAAAUGCUAAAAGCAUUUUUCAGUCUUCCUUACAGAAAGGAAUUUAGUUACAGUAAAAGUGAAACUUCACAAUGGCUACCGUCGAGGGCUGCAACCAAUGAUGAGCGUAGUAAACUAAAAUCGAUGACCAAAGUAGUUGCUGAAGAGCGUAAUUUGGAAUUAGUUGGCGAUGUCAUCAGGCAGCUACCUUGAUGCUUACUGGAGUUCAGUGAACAACACGAUGACGGCAACACCUUUACAACCAAAAACCUCCGAAGCGUGGGAGCAUCUUACUCCUAACUUAAAAAGCAACACUGCAACAUUUGCAAAGCUGACCUCGCCUGACAUGGUACAUCAGCUAUGCUGGAGCAUCUGAAGAGGAGGCACGUUGGCUCGUCAUCUCUGGAUGAUGAAGACUCAUCUCGGGAAGUUAGUUAGCUAGUUAGCUAGCUUAAUAUCGAAAGCCUUAUUCAGCGUUUUCUAUUUUGAGAUACGUUUUCUCUUGAUCAGUGAAUUGUUCAUGGUGUUUGGUGCAGCAGAUCAACGACCAAAACACUUUCGUGGGAAGUGAAGUGCCCUAAUUUCACCUUUUCAAUCCUAAAUGUUGCAUCGUUCAUGGCGAAUGUUUACGGCUGGAGAAUGUGUCGCUGCUGAGUGCACAAGACACCCCAGGAUUUGAUUCUUUCUGAACUGCACAUGCCUAAAACAACGUCAAAACGUCUAAAUUCCAAAUCUUUUGGCUAAAUAGUCAAUUAUUUGUUUCAAUAAUCAGUAGAUUUGACAAUCUAAAUAUCAGUUAAGUUGUUAGUUGAAGCCAUAGCUACAUCUGCACUUCACUUUGAGUGACAUUUUGUUUUUUUUUUUGCACAGAGAAACUUAAAUAAGUUGAUGAACAGUAACCUAAAUUCUAAAAUCUAAAGUAGAGAUACAACAGCAGUACAGGCUCUAAAUCUGCUCUAAAACACAGUUUUUAAUACUCAGGUAUCAUUUUUGAUUCCACUGUUAAUGUCCCUAUAUUUGAGUCACUUGACGAGCGGCUGUAAACUUUUGUUCUGUUUCACAGCGAGGACCAUAAUUAAGUAAAAUUAAAUGUAAUAUCGUCCAUAAACCCCAAUCCUGAAGACUUAUGUGAACGGUAGGGUUCACGGUGUUGGGGCAGAUGAAGGUUGGGAUGUGUGCAAAAAGUGAAAAAGUUAGUCUCGGAGAAAUGCUGCUUUGAGGAGGACGUCAAUUCAUUGAAGGUCUUCCUCUUAAUUGAAAUGUCUAGUUUUUCUACAGCAGAACAUAUGGGUCAAAAUUCGAUGCUGUUCUUAAAAUAUUUAUUUUGUAAGACAUCACCAGACUGUGCCUGAACGGUCUGAAUGAAUUCUAAGUAAAAGUAGGCCAUAACAUAGUUUUGUGUCGCGCCAGUAAUAAUCGAGGCAAAUGUUUAUUUUCCACCAGUGAAGACAUGGUCGUGUUAACAAAGCCAUAAAACAGUAAAGGAACACUGACUGUUAAAAAAGAAAGUGAAUGCUUAGUAGAAUUUCCGUUUUUGCCAUGUCUCUUGCAGUGGCUUUACUGAUGCUUAUACUGUACGAAUUUAUAUACUGUGAAUGUUUUCAUAUCAGGUCCUUUGACAUAUGAAUGCCAGUCACCUUUUUAAUGUUACAACUGGAAGAUUUUAUUAAAAAAAAAAAGAGGCUCUCAUUUGGAAAGAAAUUUCCUCAGCUCUGGUUUUGAGGCUCUGUGGCUAUCUAAGGUUUGUCCUCAAUCUCUGUUUGCUGAGGGCGACGACGUUACUGACGUAGCUUUUAGUCUGUCAUAGCUGUGUAAAUACAGCAGCUUGUGAGCGGGGGCAAAGUUCAAGUUAAAGAAAAACCAUGUGUGCCAUGUGCGACUUGCAUGAAAACAGCUUCCUGGAGUUUGUUGAAUUUUCACGUUGAAUUGUGCCAAUGAAACCUCAGACUAACUCAUUCCUUUGUGUGCAAGAGAACGGCUCACCAAACUACAAACCAGUUCAUUGUUAUUAUUUAACUUAUUGGGGUCCAUUCAUUUCUAGUUUUGUAACCUCAAUGCUCAGGGUUUGCUACAUGAAGAUGUGAUUGGGUUCUUUGUUAAAAGGUUCCCUGUGGAGUUUUUGACGUCUGUCGAUCUGUUUGUUACGUGCACGUGGAUGAUGCUGUGCAUAUUCGUGCCAAUGGUUUCCCACUGUUCCAAUUGAUCUACAGGUGGUAAUGUUUAGAAAAUGCAGCAAUACAUCAGCAAAUGGAAGAGAAUAAUGCACUUGUUCAUAAGAUUGGCUUUGCAUAUGAUUUAUGAGGAAGGACAUAAACUCAAUACAUUUGUUAGAUCUCAAUGAUGUACAUUUUGAAAGUUACAAAAAAAAUGCUUCUCAUUUGUAUACAAGAAAACUCCACAGGGCACCUUCAAGUAAAGCCUGAAGCAUUACAGCACAAAGAUAGGAUGUUCAGAUCUUUAAGGACAGUUGCCUUUGCUGGAGAGUGAAGUUUUGGAGGAGCAUGGACGUUCUGGAAAAAUGGAAGCUGUCACCAAAUUGACAUGCGUGAUUCCAGUGACUCAUUUCCUGUGAGAAACAUGCACGAGAUAAUUUUUCCAGAGGAGUACAGAGGACUGAUGGAGAGCUUCAUCACACAACGACAAUCACCCGAAGCUCAAUAUCAGCAGAACCAAUCAGGUUGUGGUGGACUACAAUGCUUCAAAUAUGGAUGUUGAAGCAGAGGAGCAACAAAUUGUAAAACAUGGAGGCAUAAAAACAUGAGGUCUUCUGGAGUUGGAGGAAAUCAUUUUUGCUCUUCUGCAGAGCAAAUACUGUUGCAGGGACUGAAUCAGGUCAUCAUAGUCAAGGGCAGUCCAGAUGUAUUACACAGUCCUCGCUGAAGCCUUUAAUGAGAAUUAAAUUGGUCAUAUGCAAAUGUGGCUGUCAUGAAGUUUGAACUUGACUUUUCUCUUUCACACAGAAACAUGAAGGGAGAAUGAUUCCUGCUGGAUAAACUCAGUCACCACAGAUGUCUUGUGUUUGUAGCUUUAGGUGUUUCUGUAACCAAAUUUGGAGCCUUAAACUACCCUGUAAAGUUAUUUAUGUAGCACUUAGAAAAUUGUUGCAAAGUUCACAUUAAGUUCUUUCAGAAAGUAGUGACACGUGGCACUACUCUAUGGAAUUUUAAAAGUUACAAAAUUACAAAACUUUUGCAUUAUACAGCAGCGUGUUUUUGUUGUUCUGGGGGUUUUUUUUUUAGACCAAAACUGUAACCAUGCACAAAAAUCUCCUUUUUAUCUAAACUGACUCAACUGAAUGCACAAGUAAAAGUUCAUUCCAGGUUCAGGCCUGCAUUUCUUUACUCAUCAUUUCCUCUAAAUGUCUGCCACAGUGUCACAGUAUAAACAAAACCACAGCACGCCACACUACUCGGGAUUACUUGCUGGUUGGAUUCAGUUAUCCUGUUAUUAAAAAUAUUAUUCUGUAAAUGUACAUGGCAAAUAUAUAUACAAAAUAUGUUCAAUUUUUUGGUUGUUUUUGUUGUUUGAAUGUGUACUUAAAUAUAUAUACAUAUGAUAGUAUAGUAAAUAAAUAUGGACAAGAGUACAAUACGUGCCUUAAUGGCACACAGUGAAUUUUUUUGGCUCAAGGAAAUCCAGUGACUAUCUGUUUUACUGAAUUUCUGUUCCUAAUUCAUUAUGAUUUGUUUUCAAAGGAGUACCAUUGACCCCUUUGCCACACCCUAUAGAUUACAUCCUCAGUCACAUGGUGCACCUGUUUCACGAUAUAUGCCCCAAAAAAUCUAUUUGUUUGUAUUCUUACAUGAAAAUCCAAUCAUGCUAUGACGUGUGCUUACGUUCCCUUGAACCAACCAAAUUCAAGCAAUAAUAUCACGACAUCCACCCAUCAAUCAGUCUCAAUCACUGUAAUUCUUCAUGUUUGUUAUGACGCGCCCACAUUUGAACGUUCAAAUCAAAUCCUGCCUGCCUUUGCUGUUUCAUCUGGACUUUAACUGCCACCAAGUCCAGCUGAAAAGGCUUUUUGAACAGAGCUCAGGGAAAACUGCCACAACUCACCCCACUACAGUUUUGAAUGUAUUGAAUGUUUUGAAUCCGAUGAACUCAGCAUCUGAACUCAAGGGUCCAGUCUUUAGAAGUCAUCUCAGAUUGUAGGAUUGUUUCAGGGCUUUGAGAUAAUUCUUCAGACCCUUUUCUAUUCCUGUUUUCCAAUUCCAACGAAUCUGUCCAGUUCAGGAAAUUGGAGGCAUAAUCUUAAUUCCUUCUCAUCAGUAAAGUGUAACUGCAUCUCUCCCCGGGUUUAUUUGGUCCAUAAUAUGUAUAAAAUGAGCUCUAAUGUACCAUGAAACCCGAAAUGUUAAGGGCUGUUUGUUAUGCAGGAGUUUCCAGGGUGACAAUAGAACUUGUUUUGGGUUUUCAGUGUAUAAGAUAUUUGCUUCUUUUCUCCGAUGACCUUGCUGAUAUAAAACAGGAGUGGUUAUAUUUAUUGCUGCUUUUAUGGAGAUCUACAAUACAGAGAGCACAUGAAAAUGAAUUAUGGCUUUGAUUUCCUGCAGGAACAACUUGGUUAAAGUGCAUUGUAUAACUCACCAAUUUCUAACAUUUGACAUCUGUUGAUCUGUGACAAGAUCUGUUGUGUGGAAGUGUUCAGUCAAGGAUGAAGUAACCUUUUUUGAAUGUGUUCUUCUUGCCUCUGUCCAAUUUCCUGGUGUAACAAAAAAAAAAAAUGAAAAUUAUAUAUAUUGCUUUAAAUUAAGAAAUAGGACUUUAUUUAUGACAUACAAAUAAUCAAGGGAAAACUUUUUACAGGUUAUGUAUCUAUUGCUAUUGAUUUAGUAAAAUAUCUC